This is a messenger RNA of Oncorhynchus kisutch (coho salmon), 2910 nucleotides long. RefSeq names its product nuclear inhibitor of protein phosphatase 1. Lineage: Eukaryota; Metazoa; Chordata; Actinopteri; Salmoniformes; Salmonidae. Gene Ontology annotation, molecular function: protein binding. The transcript is spliced from 11 exons. Bases 891 to 1622 code for a protein of 243 amino acids. The record is from RefSeq and is a predicted model, not a curated record.
AUUGAAUAAUUGGCUAACGUUUUUUGCUAGUGAGCUGAAAUGUGGUGAUCUGUCAAGUGUUGCACCUUUCAGUCUUAUGGGAUAGUUGUAAUGAUCAAAUCGAACUAAAAUCCCUCUUCCAACUACAAGUGCGGUCAAGUGGUCAGUACUUCUGAUGAUGCCGUGCACUGUGUCCCAACUGCUGUCUGCCAAGGCUGUCGGGGAAGUCUUCAGAGUUGGUGAUAUUGAGGUCAACCAGGUAUCUGUGGUGGGUAUUGUCAGGAGAACGGUUCCCUCAGUAAACAAUGUCUUGUACUCCGUUGACGACAUGACUGGACCACCAUUAGGCGUGAAGCUCUGGGUGGACACUGCAGAUCCUGGUGUGGACAGUACUUUUGUGUCCCCAGGGACUUAUGUCAAGGUCUCUGGAAGCCUGCGUAUCAUUCAGGGCCGAAGAUCAUUGGUGGCUUUCAACCUCUGUUGCCUUGAGGACCUGAAUGAGAUCACCUCUCACAUGCUGGAGGUAGUGCAGGCCCACAUGCAGCACAACAGGAACCUUUGUGGUGGUGGUAAUCCUGGAGAUGGAGACGCAUCAACCUACGGGCUGAGUGCCAGUCAGAGCCAGGGCAGGGAAACCUCCCCCUGGACUCCAUCUAGAUGUGGUGAAGGGAGACAAGCUAGUAGAGAAGCUAAUCAUUGAUGAAAAGAAAUACUACCUGUUUGGGCGGAACCCAGACUUGUGUGACUUCACCAUAGACCACCAGUCGUGUUCUCGUAUCCACUCAGCCCUGGUCUACCACAGACACCUCAAGAGGGUUUUCCUGAUCGACCUCAACAGCACACAUGGUACAUUCCUAGGUCGUAUCCGUCUGGAGCCCCACAAGCCCCAGCAGGUGCCCAUCGACUCCACCAUGUCGUUCGGGGCGUCCACACGGGUCUACACCCUGAGAGAGAAGCCCCAGACCCAGACUAACACCAUACCUGGAGGGGAGGUGAAGGCAGGGGAGGACGAGGAGCUCAAAGGACUGCUGGGUCUACCUGAGGAGGAGACUGAGCUGGAGAACCUGACAGAGUUCAACACGGCCCACAACAAGCGUAUCUCCACCCUGACCAUUGAGGAUGGCAAUCUGGACAUUGUGAGGCCCAAGAGGAAGAGGAGGAGUAGCAGGGUCUCCUUCAGUGAGGAGGAGGUCAUCAUCAACCCAGAGGACGUCGACCCAUCAGUAGGGCGCUUCAGGAACAUGGUACAGACUGCUGUUGUCCCGAUCAAGAAGAGGAAGAUGGAGGGUCACGCUACACUAGGUCUGGAGGACUCUGUGGCCAGACGCAUGCAGAACUUCCCCUUCAGUGGAGGGCUCUAUGGAGACCUCCCACCCACCAUUGGAGAGGCCGGCUCCCUCCCCGCCAUGGCCCAGGGUGGAGCUACUAUCCUGGGGGGCCUGCCGCUAGUCUUCCCUAACCCUGCUCCCGAGGUGGACCUCUCCCCCACCUCAGCCUCAGCACAGCCCUUCGUCACCCCCAGCCCUGCUGUUAUCCUGGCCCCCGGACCCUACACCACCGAGGCUCUCAACGAACCACGCAAGAAGAAAUACGCCAAGGAGGCGUGGCCAGGGAAGAAGCCCACCCCUUCUCUUCUAAUAUAGGUCAUUUUCAAAAUGGCAACCUAUUUCCCUUAGUGCACUACUGGCCAAAGGUAAUGCACUAUAUAGGGUACCAUUUCAAAUUUGCACAUAGCACCUCCCUGGACAAUAUAAUGGGAGGGGUUAGUAUUAGUUAGGAGAGUGGUCACGUCUCUGGACAACCAAUCAAUCAAGACUUCCUGUACUGUACAAGCUGUGACAAAGGGAUAUAGGGAUCCCUGAUAUAGGGAAAUGUUUGUGAGAAUAAUAUAUUAUUUUGGUUUGGAUGUUUGUUUUUGUCUGCUUCAUACGUAUAUUGUUAUAUUUUUAUUGCUCAACUCACUUAAACUGACAAAGUAAUGUCUGACUGACCUCAGAUUAGCGUAUUGUAACUAACACAGAUUGGUCCAUUGUUUUACAGCUUUAUUUAUUCAUUAUUUUAAACAAAAUGAAACAUUGCUCUGUUGCAGAAAAAUAUCUUAUAAACUCGCUAUUCACUCUCUGACUGUUUGAUUCACAGUAUGAUUUUGCCUUUGUGGAUAUUUUUAGUGCCGUUGGUUUCACUGAAAACCAUGAUUCUGUCAAUACAGAGGGUAACAUUAACCAGACAAGGCCUGCUAGAUGUUUUAAUAAUCCACUCAGACAAGGCUAUGAACUGUGGGUACAGAUUGGCUUUAAAGAAACGAUGAAGAAACAGCAGUUUUUGUGUGUGAGACAGUUGUAUUAUAAUUUUUUGCUAUUUUUAUAUGAGAAUUGGGGGGUUGGUUGAAAUGGAACCCAUUAUUGUCAGAUAUGUAUGAAAUUCAGUUUAGAAAAUAAAUAAAGUUUAAACAAAGUGACAUGCAGGUUAUUAGAAUUAAUAUCUUUGAUAUUUGUAUAAUAAACAGUAAUAAUCCAUACUCUUCUCUCUCCACUGUGUGAGAUGAUGGUGGGAGAGGAGGAUUCGUUUUGUCCCUAGAGAAAUCUCCCACUGGGUCUCUGCUGUUGCUUUCAUGUCGCCAGUUUUGCCUUGUUACUUUACAUGAUGCCAUCUACUGAGGAAGCUCCUGGGAUGGCUAAUUAAGGGAUUGUUCAGCUAAAUGAAUGUGAUUGUCUGUUCUGGGAACAUGUCAAAUGUGUCCGUUACUUCCUCAAGGUGAUGAGUUUGACGUAGGUCUCAUCUAAUUUAAACCUCAAAUUUCAUCCAUUGUUUUUUGUUUGAGUAUUACUUGUGGGUUUGUUAAAGCAAACAUCGUUUGAAAAGGAAUUUGUCCUCAAAACCAUUCUGAGGUUUUAUAGGAGUAAAAUUAAGAAAUAAAUUGUUGUAAUCCCA